AUGCUGAGGAACGUGAAGACCCAACACAUCUUCGAGGACAUCUGCUACGUGAUGGCGGGCGGCGGGCGGUGCGCCAAGCACGCGGGUUAUUGCGCCACGCCCACGGGCCCACGCUUCAAGCGCAACUGUUUCACGGACCCAGCAGCCAAGCCUUUUUUCGAGAUGCGGAAGUUCAUCGCCGACCGCCGCCCGCGCUUGGUUAUCCUUGAAAACGUCCGGGGCCUGCUGGCCCCAAACCCUGAGACGGACGCCUCACCCAUAGAGUUCAUUCUCCGGGGCAAGAACCCGGACAAGAAGGAACACUGCUACGAGGGCACAGAGCCUGGCGCGGAUUGGGGCUUGCAGUUUAUAGAGGGGUACGGGCUGCGCUGGGAUGUAUUCUAUUCGUGCGACUGGGGAUUGCCGCAGAGCCGCCCUCGAGUCUACAUCGUGAUGGUGCGCGACGACGCCGGCGGCCAAGAAGCAGCCGAGAGGAUGUUUGAUAUCCUGAAGGCGUGCAUGGGCAGGCUGCCACAGGGCGCGUUCAGCGACUUCCUGUUCGAGGAAGACGACCCCAGGUUGCUCGCGGCUCGGCAGGACUGGGCGGCGAAAGCGGCAAAGCGGGACGGCCUGGGGCGGGUGCCCCUGACCAAGUUCUCGGAGGCCCUCUUCCGAACCAUGCGCGAGCAGCUUGGCCUCAAGGCGAGCGACCGGCCAUACUCGGGCUCGAUGCCGGAGGGUUGGCUGCCCCACUGCACCGAGAAGCAGGUGCAGUCUCUGGACGUCGUGUGGGCCCAGGCGGAGAGGCAGGGAGCAGACCUCAACUUCCUGCUGGCGGACCUGAGCCAGCAGGUGUCCAGGGGCUGCUGGCGCGACGACGGCAACAUCCCCACGCUCACCACGGGCUGCAUGCUCUACAGCUACGCCCGGGAGCGGCUGCUGCUGGGCGAGGAGUGCCUGCUGCUGAACGGCUUCCCCAUAGACCACCUCGACCUGCAGAACCACAGCCAGGCAGAGAUGAUCUUCCUGGCCGGCAACACCAUGUCGAUACCGCUGGUGGGCGCGGUGCUCUUCGCGGGGCUGGUGGCGCUGGACUGGGGCCCCGACCGGUCGGUCACGGUGGGUUGCCACGAGCUGCCCGCGCCGGUCUCCAUCCGGGCCGACGCCAGGAAGCUGGAGGAAAAGAAGCACACAGGCACAAUGAAUCUUCGAUUCCCCAGAAAACAUGGGAAACUAUGGGAAGUGGGCGGGAAGACAGAGACCCAGAAGAUAUGGGAACAUAUGAGGCAUAUUUUGAUGUGUGUGUGUAUUUUUGUGUGUGUGUGUGUGUGUGUCCUUGGGCCCCUUCAAGGAAGCUGGCGGAGGCGUCCUCCAGCUCCCUGGUCAUGCGGUGCAGCCAGGCGCUCCUGGACGACGACAACGAGGGGGCCGUGGACCUCGCCGUCGAGGCCGUCCGCGAGGGCGAGGCCGCGGCCCAGGACCCCGAGCAGCAGCAGCCGUGGGCGCGGAGGGCCUCGGUGCUCCUCGCGAUCGCGCGCGACUUUGCCCUGGCGGAGGGCAAGAAGAAGGACAAGGGCCUCGGGAAGAGGAAGGACAAGGGCACGAGCACGUUCCUGACGCUCAUCGCGGAGCACGACCCCGACGUGGGCAAGGCCGCGCCCCAGGCGGAGUCCGACGACGACGCGGCGAUGGGGGACGGAACGGGCUGGGAGGAGCGCAUGGCGAAGGUGGAGGCCAAGAAGGCGGAGGCCCCCGAGCUGUUGCGGUGGCUCCGGGAGGGCAUCAGCCUGCUGCACGCCAUGGACCGGGAGGAGGGCAUCAGCCGCGCCGAGGGCCUGCGAAAGUUUGUGGAAAAGGGCCUGCUGCAGCUGAAGGUGGACCAGAAGGCCGAGCGCCUGCGCCGCCUGGGCACGCCGGAGGUGCUGCACUACCUGUGGAAGGACCUCCUCAUCCGCGAGGCGAAGCCCUUUUUCUGCCGGGUGCAGCUGGAUUCCCUGAAGCAGGACCUGAGGCAGCCCAAAGCCGGCUCGGACGCGGAGUGGCUCGACAGGGCGGCGCAACUGGCCAACGCGGACAUGACCUCGCAGCGCAUGGAGCUCCUGGAGGCCGUCAGGCAGGUGCAGCCGCCGCCCGCGCCGCGGCUCUGCAGGCUGCUGAGGAUGUGGAAGGCAGACUGCACGAUGAUGGACAAGGAGAUCAAGCUGGUCCUGGAGAC
Messenger RNA from Prorocentrum cordatum, 2194 nucleotides. Lineage: Eukaryota; Dinophyceae; Prorocentrales; Prorocentraceae. The record is from the annotation of a GenBank genome assembly.